AUGCGACAAUCUCUAAAUACUGGGCAGGCACCUGAUGACUGGAGAGUAGCUACAGUUAAACCUAUUUUCAAAAAAGGUAUUAAACUUGACGCAGGAAACAAUCGUCCAAUCAAUUUAACAUCUACAGUUGGUAAGGUGAUGGAAUCCAUUAUCAUCGUUCGUAUGAUGCAGUUCCUACUGGACAAUAAAGUUAUUCCUUUUGAACAGCAUGGGUUUAUUUCCGGCAGAUCCGUAUCUAGUAACCUCAUUUGUAGCCUUAAUGAUUGGAGCAGAGAGUUAGGCAACGGCAAUCCCGUCGAUGUUGUCUACUUUGAUUUUUCCCAAGCCGUCUGGUGCAUAAAUUUAAAUAUAGAUGGUCUGAAAGUAUAUAAUACCUAUGUUAACUGCGAUCUUAUAAAUGUUGAUAUUAAACCUAUAUCAAAAUGGGCGCUGAAUGGUUUCUUCCUCUGA
Molecule: messenger RNA, 450 nt
Organism: Zophobas morio
Lineage: Eukaryota; Metazoa; Arthropoda; Insecta; Coleoptera; Tenebrionidae
Exons: 2
Coding region: 1-450 (149 amino acids)
Source: RefSeq, a predicted model, not a curated record